Messenger RNA from Prorocentrum cordatum, 1002 nucleotides. Lineage: Eukaryota; Dinophyceae; Prorocentrales; Prorocentraceae. The record is from the annotation of a GenBank genome assembly.
AUGGUAACGCAGCGGUGGUUCUCGCUGUGCUGCGGACGCGCUCAGGCUGCUGCAGAGCAUGCGUGCCAGGAGGAGCUCGAGCUGCGCUGUGCAGCGCUGAUCACGGCUUGGGCCCGCCUAGCGCGGAAGCUCAGCCGUGUGGCGCGGCUGAGGAGGAUCUGGGCCGUCUUCGGCCACCACCUGAACGAGCUCAGUGUGCUUCGUGAUCUGCAAGCGCAGAUGCACGCGAUGCAGCAGGAGCUCAUCGCAGCGCGCGGCGAGGCCGCGCAGACACGGCAGGCGGCAGUUGAGGCGCGGGCGGCCGUUCCAGCACAGCGAGAGGGCGCGGCACCAGCAGCAGAGCGCUGGGCCGCGGAGGUUUCGACGAUAGGGAAACCCGAGCACUGCGAUGGCACGAAGUGGCGGGACUGGUCGGUGGUCUUCGGGGCGUACGCGGGGGCGACCAACCCGCGCAUGGCGGAGGCGUUCCAGCGAGCGUCGAGGUCGGCGGCCCCCAUGUUCAACGCGACCCCGGAGGAAGACGACGUGGAGAUCAGCCGUCAGUUGCACUACUGGCUGGCAGUUGUGGCGCAGAUUCUUCCAACGCCCCUGAACAGGGCCUUGGAGACGCAGUAUUUCCCAAUUCCCUGGUGCAGGGCCAGGGGGGGUUGGUCGGAGUUGGAGGUAGAGAUGGAUGAAAAACGCGACCUGUGGUCGUCCGCCCUGCUACAUUGGCAGCAGAGCCAGCACGUGCAGGACUACCAGGAGUGCGUGGCCGGGGUGCCCCAGCGGACGUACUGGAACUGGAGGAACGCAAUCAACCACUGCAUCUGCAAGACGGACGUGAAAAACGCCACGGAGGAGCACCACUGCUGCAAAGCGCUGUGGGCCGGGGACUUAUGCAAUGCGAGCUUUUGCCCGGACCUUGGCAUGUGCGACUCCGACGAGGCCUUGGAUUGUGCGGAGACCUGCAACGACAUUUGCCAGAACAUCAAGGCGCCCUCGUCGGAGUGCUCCCAGAAG